This is a messenger RNA of Dioscorea cayenensis subsp. rotundata (Guinea yam), 620 nucleotides long. Its product is annotated as succinate dehydrogenase subunit 7, mitochondrial-like. The transcript has 2 exons. The record is from RefSeq and is a predicted model, not a curated record. The coding region runs from base 142 to 408 and encodes 88 amino acids. Lineage: Eukaryota; Viridiplantae; Streptophyta; Magnoliopsida; Dioscoreales; Dioscoreaceae.
GAGAGCUCGCCCCCUUUCAUUAGAGCUCUGCUUGUUGGAAUCGCUGUAAGAGAUCACGGAUUUCGCCGCCGUCUCAUCGACCUUCUCCCACCCGUCGGCGCUCCGGCGAAGGCUGCAUCGAUCACAGGAGCUUGCAUAGUUAUGACAAGUCCUCUCUCCAAAAGCACCAUUUUCUCAAGCAUGCGCACUCACCUGAGGAGAGAACCUCUCCAUGUCCCACGCCGAGGGUAUCAUAUUGAGCUCGGCCCUCGUGAGAAGGCACUGUUGGAAGAAGACCCAGCACUGAAGAAAUUCAAAUCAUACAAGAACAGUGUAAAGAGGGUGUCAAAAAUUGGCGAUGCCCUCACAAUAAUUGCUGUGGUUGGUUGUGUUUACCAGAUCGUUUGUGUGACCACACAAAAUGAGUAAAGAGCCAACAUGAGCCUGGUUUUCGCAGGUUACAUAAGCCAUUAGGCACUUAUUUAAACAGGGUUUUGGCUGGAUGAGUUGAAUUCUCAUUGUGUUUCUGAAUAAUGGUGCAUCUGUAACUGUAUACAACAGUUGAGUCUUAUGUGCAUUUCAGCUUUUCUUCCUGACAAAUAAUUAAAAUGGCUGAUAAUGAGCCAAGUUUGCUUUCGGAA